UGCAGUGGUUCGGUUUAGGGAAUGGAGUCGCAGCCGCUAGCCUUUCCCUGUUCCUUCGGUUAAAGAAUUAACAGCGGUGGGACAAGGAGGAUUGAUGCCCACUGUCCGAUUGAUUCCUCUUUCUUCCUCCUCCCUCCCUCCCUUUUAAGCCCCCUGCUUUUCCUGGCCAUCUUUUCCAUUCCCAUUUGUUUUGGCGGCGGCGUCUACCGCGCCAGCUUUCCUGUGCCCCUUUCGCCUCCCGGGCUAUUCUCUUCUCCUUCUCCCCCACCACUACCUCCUCCUCCUACCUCUCAUCAGCCUCGUUCUUAUACGAGCGCCAUUGUGGGCAUCAACUAGCCUCUCAUCUCCUCCGCUGUUCUCGGCUGUUGAUAUCCAAGAAACAAAGCCUUGGUGGUUUCCUCUGCAUGCAUGAGCGAGUAAGCACUGCGGUUCUUUCGACAACCACCGGAGCCCGGAGCAGUUGAGCUCCUCCAGCUCCGGGACAAAGCUGAGCCACGGCGCCUUUGUUGCUCCGUACAUGGACAGCUCACUCUUCCCGGCAGGAACAGCUCAAGGUUCUAGGUGAGGGGAGUCGAGGCUCUGAACCGGCGAUGGAGAGGGAGUCGAGGUCAGGGAUGCUCUCAGAGACGGCGUCCUGCGCCGGCACGCCGAGGUCGGUUCAGUCGACUUGCAGUCUCCAGCGCCGGUACUCUUCACGGAGCAUUCUGAAGCCUCAGGAAGGCGCAUUGGACAUGUCACCACGGUUCUCCUACUGCAAGCCUGUGACCCAUAGAGAUAAGAUGUUCAACAGAAGACACUCUCUGAACUUGCCGGAGCAAUUGCCAGGCCAUUACUCCAGGAAAGCUACAGAACGAACCCAAAAGGCUACCUCAAAGUCUGUUGCAGAUUUAGUUGGGGAGAUUGCAGCUCUCGAGCAGGAAGUCAUACGCAAGGAAUUGCAUCUGCUUUCCCUGUAUAGAAGAGCAUUUGAUCAAUAUGUAUCUGAAUCCUGCAGCUUCACAAGCGAGCAGCAGGUGGAUCAAGAAAUUCUGAAAAACAUCGACGAGGGCGCACUCCGUUUGAGGGAUAUAAAGCACUCUGCAGCGUUCAACUCGCCAACCGUCUCAAAUUCUGAGGUACCAAAAUCAGGCGCAAGGCAUUCCAGCCUUGUGAACUUCUUGAGUGCUUCUAUUUCCGAAUAUGUGCCUAAGAUCUCAUGCAAAUUAUCGGAGGACAUCUUAAGUUGCAUUGCUGCUGUCUACUGCAAACUUUCAAGCACGGAACCGCAAGGCGCAGACUGCAUGGCUUCACCAAGUCCUUCUGUUUCAUCUUCAAGUACUUUUUCUCCGAGGCGCCAUAAUGAUAGUUGGAGCCCUCAGUACAACUUCGAUAGCCCACGCCCGUGUGGACUUCAGAAAGAGAGUAAUGAACAAAACAUAGGCAUGAUUGUCAUCCCGAGGAUACGCAUUGAUUCUGACAAGUUUGAAUAUGCCUCAAAAAUGCUUGAGACUAUCAGGUCUCUGAUACAGCGCCUCGAAAAAGUUGACCCUAUGAAGAUGACACAUGAGGAGCAGCUCUGCUUUUGGAUUAAUAUCCAUAAUGCUCUAGUUAUGCAUGCUUUUCUGGCCUAUGGUCUACAUGACAAACGCAUGAAGAGCACGGACAUGAUUCUGAAGGCUGCAUAUAAUGUUGGCGGCCAAUCAGUAAAUGCCCAGACUAUUCAGAACUCAAUUCUUGGAUGCCAAUCCCAUCGUCCAUCAUUGUGGGUCCGCGCGCUAUUCACACCGACGAAAAGAUCCGGUGCAGGCACGGCAAGGCACCCCUAUGCUCUCCACCACCCAGAACCAGUUGCACAUUUCGCCCUCUCCACCGGAGCAUUUUCAGACCCACCUGUCCGGCUGUACACGGCGAAGAAGAUACAGCAGCAGCUGGAGGCGGCGCGGACGGAGUUGAUCCAGGGCAGCGUGGUGGUGCGGAAGCAGGCGCUGCUGCUGCCCAAGGUGCUGCACUACUACGCCAGGGACGCCGCGCUGGAGCUGCGGCACCUGGUGGAGCUGGUGUGCGAGAGCAUGUCGGACGCGCAGCAGAAGCAGCUCCAGCAGCUGCAGCUGCAGCACGGCCUCCGGCGGAGGGUCGACAAGUGCGUCGAGUGGAUGCCGUACAAGUCGUCCUUCAGAUACGUUGUACAUAGGGAUCUCGCUGACUAAGCGCCACGUACGGUUGCCCUGUUUUGGUUGGUUGGUUGGUUUCGUGUCCGUUCAGAACUUCAGAUACAUGCGUCGUGUUACAAAGUGUAAGUACCGGGGUCUUUGGGUGUGCAUGCGAAAGAGAGUGUGCAUGUAAAUACAGGUGUGGUCAUGACUUUGUGAGUAGUUUUGACUUUUGAGCUAGGAAAUUGUGGCUUGAAAUACUGUACAUUUUCUUUGUGGCUUGGAAUACUGUACAUUUUCUUUUGUAGCUUUGCAUUGGGGAAUUUGGGAUUGAGAUUAUGAA
Messenger RNA from Sorghum bicolor (sorghum), 2472 nucleotides. RefSeq lists its product as uncharacterized. The record is from RefSeq and is a predicted model, not a curated record. Bases 591 to 2186 code for a protein of 531 amino acids. The transcript has 12 exons. Lineage: Eukaryota; Viridiplantae; Streptophyta; Magnoliopsida; Poales; Poaceae.